AUGUCGGGUAUUCAUCGCUUUCUCACGCGCCGUGAUCGACAAAAAGGCAGCACACGAAAUUCCAGAGAUGAGACUCCUGCGACACUCAUGCCAAUUUUACGAGACCUCUUUACCUCAUCUUCCAGCAAAGAAGAAAAUGCAGAGCAAGAGAAGAAGGUGAAACUUGUUGAAGCUCAUCUUCGCGCUCUCGGAUACAGCACGCUAGGGAAUGAGCACGUCAGACAUGCUCUGGAAAACACAAACUUUGAGGUGGAAAAAGCAAUCAGUCUUCUUCUCCUCCUGGAGGACUCGAUCGAAGGAAUCAUCCGGCCCUACAACCCUACAACAAAACUUUUGGGCGCCGUCAACAGGCAGGGUGUCACAUGCUACCUGGACGCUUUGCUUUUUGCCAUGUUCGCUCACUUGGAUUGUUUUGAGGCGAUCCUUUACAAGUCUUUCAAUGAUGAGCCCCGCCGGAAACUUGCCAUCUGUCUCCGAUUUUGGGUGAAUCUGCUUCGCGCAGGGAAGCUGAUCACUACUGAUAUCACCAAAUUUCUUCAAGAGACGUUGGCAGAAUGUGGCUGGGAAGAUGCAGCCAAGUUACGACAGCAGGAUGCUUCCGAGGCAUUCACAUUCAUUACAGAGAAACUCGAGCUACCUCUGCUGACUCUGAAGAUGGACAUCUACCACACCGGAAAGGAGGAUGCCAGCGAUGACCAUAAAUUUAUCAACGAACGGCUCCUUGAGGUGGCCAUCCCACCGGAGCCUGCGGACGGCGAGGUGCUUACUCUGGAAGAUUGCUUGGAGGCGUACUUCAACAACCGUAUUGAAGUAAAACGAUACAUGGAACGGAGAAACACUCUUAGCUCUCGAUCUGUGGAUUCUCUCUCGAUCUCCAAAGGCUUUAGUGCGCAUGUCGAAGAAGUCGAGACGACACCAACUUCUUCUCCUGCCCAGUCGACCUCUCCACUCCCCGAGAAGGCCAGCCCUUGGUCCUCAAUUUCCAGGAUUGGAGAUUCCAUGGAUCCUCGGAAGCUCAGUCGGCGUGACAGCAUUGUUCGUGAGCGGUUCAUCCCAGAUUCGAGUGAUGAAACACAGGAGAUGGCAGAUUCGGCAGCAUCGGAUCAGCCUCGCAGGGGGGUCAUCCGGAAGGAAGUCAUGAUGCCUGCGUGGCAGUUCUUCAGCCUGAUCCGUGAGUUUCCCGUGCCAACACGUAAAAUCCGAGCUAACCCUGAAAUCUCUCCAGCCUGGUACACCGAUAACACCCCUACAAAUGACGCUCAGGUAGCCGCACAUUUUUCGUCCAAGCGGCCUAUCCUUGGCAUGUGUCUGAAGCGCUAUUCAUUCACGCCCAAUGGCAAGGCUGUGCGGCUCAAUACUUACAUUGACAUUCCCGUUGAGAUCGGCCUUCCUCAUUUUAUCCAGGAUGACAAUAUGAAUGUUGACGCCCCGAUCUAUGGAAACUUCAAACUCUCGUUGCAGGCUGUUGUGUGUCAUCGAGGCAACUCGGUGGACUCGGGACACUACAUCGCGCUAGUUCGAGGAACAUGUGACGACGCGCUUCCCCCUGGUUCCCGCAAUGGCGCUCCGUCUGUGUCCUCGGAGGCGCCCAAGCAGUGGAUGCGGUUUGACGACCUUGCUACAGAGAGGAUCACCCUGAUCGAUAUUGAGGAGGCUCUGAAGACAGAAUCUCCUUACCUUCUGUUCUAUCAAAUCCUUCCCAUUGACCAGGACCCAAGCCUGGUCGACAGUUCGAACAAGCCCUCGUCUCUUGCAUCCGAUCUCACCUUGGAUGUAGAGAUGGGUGAUGUCUAUCGGAAGCUGUCGAGUUUAGCGGUUGACACGGAUGGUAGUAUCACCGAAGAUAUCACCUCUGCUCGACCAAGCCUCGAGAUCACCAGCCCCGAUCUCAUGACUCAUCCGCUUGGGAACCCUGAGCGACGUCCCAGUGUAGUGUUUUCAGAGUCCACUCCGUUCGGACCCCCUCGCUCGAUGCCCUCAAUGUCCCCGCGCCUCACGCCAAUGGACGAGUUCGGCAGUGGUACUUCCUUCAGUUUCUCCCGUCGAAGUUCCCGUCAUACAAAGAGUAACGCUGGCAGCCGCGCCGGUAGCCAAACCGGUGAAAAUCGGAUUGGGUCCACUUUCUCUCGCUUUGCUGGCCGCCUGAGUCGUGACAAAUUCACCAGUGACGGCGAGGGGGAGAUUGAUGAAUCUGCUCUUGAUGUUGACGAGGGUACAGUGGAUGAUGUCCACAUUGGGACUAGCAGGCUCGAGGGGAAAGACAAGAAAGCCAAGGAUCGAAAUCAAUGGGGAAAGUCCAAGGACAAGUCCAAAGACCGAUCCAAAGGAAAGGCCCAGAAGCCAGAUCGUGAGUGUGCUGUGAUGUGA
Molecule: messenger RNA, 2367 nt
Organism: Penicillium oxalicum
Lineage: Eukaryota; Fungi; Ascomycota; Eurotiomycetes; Eurotiales; Aspergillaceae
Product: ubiquitin C-terminal hydrolase family protein
Exons: 4
Coding region: 1-2367 (788 amino acids)
Biological process (GO): protein deubiquitination
Cellular component (GO): cytosol; nucleus
Molecular function (GO): cysteine-type deubiquitinase activity; cysteine-type endopeptidase activity
Source: RefSeq, a predicted model, not a curated record